CCGACGCACCGUGGCAUGCAUCAAUACGAGCGUGCGCGGCUGCCGUAGGUGCGGUGGGAACAAGAGAGCGUGCGCUUCGCCGUCCCGCUGCCACGUGGGCCCCGCCAAACCAGCAUCAAACCCUAUCCCACUCCUUUGGUCUUGGCGGCUUUGGCGCUUUGCAUCUCUCCCAGCCCCAGUCGUCGUCGGCGCGGCCGCAGAAUCCGAGAUUAGGGUCCGCGGUCGAGAAGAAGGAGGCGGCGAUGAUGGCCUGCCGGCUACGGCUCCACCAGCUUAGGCUGGUUGGAGUCCGGCCGACCUGCUGCUUUCCGUCCAGGAACUUGGCGGCUGUCAAAUCCCAGAAAAUCCAGCCCCCAAAGAAGAAAAAGCGAUUGGAUGAGGCGUGCCUUGAGAGGUAUCAACAAUACAGUAGAACGUACAUCCAGUCAUGGAUUCUUCAGGGUAAGGUCCAUGUAAACGGAAGGGUUGUGAACAAAGCUGGAACACAAGUAUCUGACAAGUCAGUCAUAGAAAUCAAGGCUGAAAUCCCGAAAUAUGUAUGUAGGGCUGGGCAUAAGCUUGAGGCAGCUAUCAAAGAAUUUGGAGUUGACUGUGAUGGAAAGAUAGCCCUUGAUUCAGGGCUGUCUACAGGUGGUUUUACCGACUGUUUACUUCAGCAUGGGGCAUCACAUGUGUACGGUGUUGAUGUUGGCUAUGGACAGGUGGCUGAAAAAAUUCGUGUGCAUGAAAAUGUCUCAGUAAUUGAACGUACAAACUUGAGACAUCUUACUAAGCUGCCACAACUGGUUGACCUGGUGACGUUGGACCUAUCAUUCAUCUCAAUUCUUGUGGUUAUGCCUGCAGUGGUCAAAGUAAUGAAGACAGACUCAACAUUGAUAACACUUAUCAAACCUCAGUUUGAAGCUCGUAGAUCUCAGGUAGGAAAAGGUGGGAUUAUUCGAGACCCUCUGGUUCAUAAGGAGGUGUUAGAUAGGAUAAUUUCAGGCGUUGAGCAGUUUGGAUUUCGCAAUGGGGGCUGGAUCAAGUCUCCGCUGAAGGGCGCAGAAGGGAACACAGAGUUUCUUGCCUGCUUUGAGAGGAUCCCAAUGCCAGAGCCACACACUGAGGCAGAAGCAGGGGCAGAGGCAGAGGCGGCGGCGCAGGCGGAGGCAGAGCCAGAGGCAGUGGUUGAAGCACAGGCACAGGCAGAGGCAGAGCCAGAGCCAGAGGAAACAUGAUUCUUAUUAUUAUGUCCACGGCAUGGCAAGUUUUUUUUAGAGAAUAGCUGGAGAAUCCUGAAGUAGACCAAGGAAGUUAUAAGAGAUUAGCAUGCUGUGAUAUGAGAGAUCCUCAAUCAAGUUAUACCGAGAUUUUUUUGCAUAUGCUGUUGCGAAGCUCAAAAAUUGCAUUCUGCAAGACCGACAAAGGAGAUUCAGACAUGACAGGCAGGUACUCAGUUGUAUACAAAAUGGAAAUGGAAUGAAACAAUUAGCUCCAGUGUUUUAUUUUUAUUUUUAUUUUAUAUCUUAGCAUAGCAUACGGGAUGUGCUCCCUGUGCACCGAGAAGGUAGAACACAGUUCCGCUUACAGUCUUGUACCUUUUGUGAUUUUGCUACGAAGGCGAAUACAUUCACCGCAGUUCGUUCCACUGAUCUGACGAAGCGAUUUGAACUGGAAAAUGUUCAAGAUGA
This is a messenger RNA of Triticum urartu, 1670 nucleotides long. Its product is annotated as bacterial hemolysin-like protein. The record is from RefSeq and is a predicted model, not a curated record. Gene Ontology annotation, biological process: methylation. NCBI's taxonomy places the organism in Eukaryota, Viridiplantae, Streptophyta, Magnoliopsida, Poales, Poaceae. Gene Ontology annotation, molecular function: methyltransferase activity; RNA binding.